Messenger RNA from Nilaparvata lugens (brown planthopper), 5373 nucleotides. RefSeq names its product beta-arrestin-1 (gene krz). Gene Ontology annotation, biological process: signal transduction; G protein-coupled receptor internalization. Gene Ontology annotation, molecular function: G protein-coupled receptor binding. Gene Ontology annotation, cellular component: cytoplasm. NCBI's taxonomy places the organism in Eukaryota, Metazoa, Arthropoda, Insecta, Hemiptera, Delphacidae. The transcript has 13 exons. The record is from RefSeq and is a predicted model, not a curated record. The coding region runs from base 352 to 1620 and encodes 422 amino acids.
AAAGUUCAGUGUAGCGUAGAGGGUGCUUAGUUGCUCGAUGCUCGCUGCUGUUUGCAAUAUUCGUUCGGACCUGAUCAGAGCCACUGUAAAGGGACUGUCUUUCAAGGGAGGAUUGUAAUCAGGGGCGUGUUUUGUACAAGUUAAAGGGUUAUUGUCCUUAGUUUUGUGUUAAAUUUGCGUCUUUAACUUAUUUCUUUUUACUUUGUUCCAUGAUAUUUUGGAAAUUUCAAUUCGUAGUGUCAACAAAAACGGAGAGGAUUUUACAUCACACAUCCUCAAGUAAUCACUAAAAAGCGCGGCGUGGAGGGGGCUGGACCCCCCGCGGAGGGCGCAGUGCCCCCUAGUCCUGAAAUGGAAGACCCGGGCAAUAAACGGCAGGCUACCAGGGUAUUUAAGAAAAGCUCCCCAAAUGGAAAGAUUACGGUUUAUCUUGGGAAAAGAGACUUCGUCGAUCACAUUUCAAAUGUUGAUCCAAUUGAUGGGGUUGUCUUAAUAGACCCUGAUUAUGUGAAAGAGAGAAAAGUAUUCGGCCAUGUACUGGCUGCAUUUCGCUAUGGCCGUGAAGAUCUGGAUGUACUCGGAUUGACAUUCCGUAAGGAUCUGUACCUAGCUGCUGAGCAAAUAUUUCCUCAAGAGAGCACAUCCUCGAAAAGGCCUCUAACUAGGCUACAAGAACGACUCAUGAAGAAGCUAGGGCCAAACGCUUACCCGUUCUAUUUCGAGUUACCGCCGCAUUGCCCCGCGUCAGUGACGCUGCAGCCGGCUCCCGGAGACACCGGCAAGCCCUGCGGCGUCGACUAUGAGUUGAAAGCGUUUGUCGGCGAAACACAAGAUGACAAACCUCAUAAAAGGAAUUCUGUACGGCUUGCAAUUAGGAAAAUAAUGUAUGCUCCGAGCAAACAAGGAGAACAACCGUCUGUAGAAGUUAGUAAAGAAUUUAUGAUGAGUCCUAAUAAACUGCAUUUGGAAGCAUCUCUGGAUAAAGAGUUAUAUCAUCAUGGUGAGAGUAUUGCUGUCAACGUACACAUAGCGAAUAAUUCUAAUAGAACUGUUAAAAAAAUCAAAGUAUCAGUGAGGCAAUUCGCUGACAUAUGCCUAUUUUCAACAGCCCAGUAUAAGUGCACAGUAGCUGAAGCCGAAAGCGAAGAGGGUUGUCCUAUCGGCCCCGGAUUCACCUUGUCAAAAGUAUUCACUCUUACACCACUGCUGGCAAAUAACAAAGACAAGUGGGGCCUUGCUCUAGACGGACAAUUAAAACACGAGGAUACAAAUCUAGCAUCUAGCACAUUAGUUGCAGAUCCAUCUCAAAGAGAAAAUCUGGGAAUCAUAGUACAAUAUAAAGUUAAAGUGAAGCUCUGUCUAGGAGCAUUAGGAGGGGAUUUGGUGGCUGAACUGCCGUUCAUUCUGAUGCACCCGAAGCCGGAGGAGGAGUGUCUGCCCUCGCUGCCAGCAGCCAGCAGUGGCGAGGGUGCCGCCCCCGGAGGCGACAAUGUGCCUGUCGACACCAACCUCAUACAGUUGGAUGGUGACAGUAUACAAGGAUUGGGAGACAAUGAGGACGACAUAAUAUUUGAGGACUUUGCCCGACUGCGACUGCGCGCGGGGGAGAGCGAGGCCUGAGGGGGGAGAGGGGCUGCCCUCCGAGUCCUGCGUACCGACGUCUACAUCUCUUGCGAAUAAGGCCAACAACGCAACGCAUUCACUUUGAUUUACCUAUAUCAUUUAACCAACAAAACAAGUAAGCUGCAUUUCCAAAGAAGGCUCGUUUCUGAUAACAGUCAUUGAGAGCUAGUAGAUAUAUUUUCUACUUUUAUACAUUCCACAUGUUCGUAAGGUUUGUAAGAGAUAUCAGACAAGAGAUAUUACAAUAUUGAUAACGAAAUGACUAUUUCAUUUGCAUUUAUUAAUCAGUUGGAUACUUACCACCUGUGAAGAGUUUUCAUUUUAUUAGCAAAUGUGUAAAAUUUAUUGUAAAUGAUAUUAUAUUUUAUCAUCAAAUGAUAUUAAUAUGUACAAUGUGUAUAAAUUUUAAAAUGGAGUGAAUGUUACUGCAGUGCAGCAGUAGCUGUAUUUUUAAAGCGCACCAUCAUUUUUACAUUGUUGUUGAAGCAAUCUGUGAAAUUUAUAUUAUAUACAUUUUUAUAUAUAUUCAGCACAUGCGUUUUCAGUUUUCUCAUGUCCCGAAAAUAAAAGUGAUUUCUAUUUCCAAAUAUAUUAGACGGAAGAAAAUAGGCGAUUCUUAGUUGCAUUUAUUGUAAAAAGUUUGAAUGAAGAUGCAAAAACGUUGUAUUCAUUCAUCUAUUACUUGCUGGAAAAAUAUGAAAUGACUUUAUGUAAAUAGAAAUAAAAUCUGCUGAGAAAAAAUUAAUUUCUUCCAAAAUAAUGAAGAAAUUUACGUGAUACUAUAGAAAAUUAUAUUUUUUAGAAUCAAAUUAUUUAGAUGUACUUUUUUGCCACUUGUAGCCUAUUAUUCUUUUUGUUAUAACUUGAGUUUUUCUCAUACUUUUCUAUGAGACUGUAAAUUAUUGUUCUCAAGUUGGGUUUACACCAAAGUUAUUAACAAAAUGUUAAUAACUCAAUCCUUAUAGAUUCUAUCAAGCUGCGAUUACUCCGGAGUUAAUAACACAAGUUUUUAACAUUUUUGUUAUCAAAUGAUGUUAAUUACAAAAGUCAAUAACAUCAUGUUGAGUUGCGUUUACACCGGAGUUGAUAACAUGAAUUAUUAAUAAAAAGUUGUCAACUUGACUGAAUCGACAAAAAUUUCUCGUAACAAAAGUUUAUAUCUCGUGUUUCAACAGAAAAUUCCUUGUUAUCAACAAGAUAUAUGUUAUCCAUCGAGAGUCGGUAAAGAUCAAAGGAAAUGUGUUAUGUUAAUAACAAAAGCCUCUUUUAUCGCAUUAACUUUUGUUAAUAAAAGGUUACUAUCUUCCCCGCAACCCCCUCGCUCAGCAUCCCUACCCUACAACUACAGCUGUUCCCUAAUAACUACAGCUGCAGACGAAACACGUGACAAAGUUAAUAACUUUUGUUGAUAACAAAACUAGCAGACAAAAGAAAAUGUUAUUAACUUAUGUUGAAAACUUUUGUUUUAAACUCUGGUGUAAACACAUAAUUUAUUUACAUAGAUCAGAUGAAGAUCAUUAUGUUAAUGAUCACACCUGUUUCAAUUUAAAGUAUUUUGAAGACAAUUUUUUGCUUUUUAUUCCGGAUGUUAGGCCUAUAUCAUUAUGAAUACUCUCGUUAAAUGAAAUCAUAUGGAAGUCAAUUAUAUUGAUAACAAGAUCUUGUUAAUAACAAGGAAUUUUCUGUUAGAAACAUGAGUUAUUAACUUUUGUCAAGAGAAAGUUUUGACGAUUCAGUCAAGUUAAUAACUUUUUCUUAAUAACUCGUUUUACUAACUCCGGUGUAAACGCAGCUUAAAGCUGAAGAUUGAACAUAACUUAUCAAACACAUGAUGAACAUGUGUGUUUGUCAAGUUCCGUUCAAACUAAUAGAAUCUAUAAGGAUUAAGUUAUUAACAUUUUGUUAAUAACAAUGCUGUAAACCCAAGAGCUUCCUCUUUUCAAAUUCAAAUUCAAAUUUAUUCACUCGAAAUUCAUACAAAAUAUUAACAAAAGUAUAACACGACAAGUUACAAGUGAACAAUUUAUCUUGAACAUUAUAAUUAACAUUAUUUGAGUUGAUUAAAGAUUUUCAAAUAUGUUUCACUCAUUCCUACAAUAAGAAUCAAUAUUGUCUCAUAAUUCAUCAAUCAUCCAUUUUUAAUUAAUCAAUAUUAAUUUAUCAUCAUUCAUGUGAUGAUAUCAGAUGUAUUUUACUUGAUCAUACAGUAAAUUAAGAAGAACAAUUUUAUUAUUGAGUACUUCACCAGUAACAUAAUAUUUCAAGUAAUGUACUUUCAAUUAUAUAUGUACUAAUUUAUAUGUAUAAUUAAUAUAUGUAUUAAUUUAUUGAUGUACAUUACCAGUAACAUAAUAUUUCAAGUAAUGUACUUUCAAUUAUAAAUACCUAUUAACGGCAAAAUGCAUCCAUCCAUCUAUAUAUCUACCUUAUCUUAUAUCUACCAAAUCUUACUAAAAAUAUUCAGUAACUUGAUAUUAGUGAGUCAAGAAUCCUGAUAAGGAAAGCAUUCAUGAUGUUUAUAUGCCCUUAAGGGAUGUUUUUAGAAAACCUCCAGAUUAUAGAGGAGUUCAAUGCAACUAUCUUUUUGAAAUAAUGAAAUCUAUUCAAUCAAGUUCUGAGUACUCAUUCCUCACUCAACCUGUCGCGCUAUCAAUGGUUAUAAUAGUUGUUUUGUUUACACUGUUAUAAUUGUUUCCCAUAAAUUAAUUCUCAUGUCACAAAACUGAUGGUGAAGUAAUUUAUGAAAUGAAUGAGGUGAACUGCGUUUAAGAGCAAAUUACCCAUUUCGGCACAGAAGCUCUCAAUAGAAUGCAUUUGUCUUUUGGUUAGGACAAAAAUACUGAAAUGGUAAAAAGCAGAAAACAUUUUGUUCAUUUUAAGAAUUAUUGAUCAUUUCACAACGAUCAUUUCACUUUCCACAACGUUUAUCUGGUAUCAAUUCCAGAUUAAUGCUCUCUAUCCGAAAAUGUUUUGAGUUGAGCCGUUUCAAAAUGAUCCUCAUUUGAAAAGAGGAAAACAUGAGAAAACUGAAAAUAACCGUAUAUUAUUCAUAUUUUGUCUUUAUCAGUUCCUAAUAUUGUUGGAUAGAUGUAUCUAUUGGUGUGAUGUAUCAGUGUUUAACAAGCCAGAAAAAAUAAUCUAUCGAAUCAAUUAUAGUUGAAUAUAAGCAGUUCAACUUGUAAAAAUGUUGAAAGAUUGGUGGUUUCACUAAUGAAACUAAUUAAUUAUAUGUACUGUAUCUGUAUUUUAACACUGCUGUUUGUUUUUAAGCAUUCAACAUUGAAUUGUUUUUAUUGUGGCAAAUACUCAUACUUAUAUAAAUGUGUAAAAAUAUGUUAACAAUAUUGAUGUUUGAUAUUUGUUAAUAUUCAAGGAAAGCACGUACAAUAAUCAAUCUGCAUUUUAAAAUAUCCAAUCAAUAUUUCAUGUUUUAUCAUAACUGUGAGUACAUAAAUAUUAUGCCCUGUAUAAUAAAGGUCGUUAGUUUAUGUUUUUUAGUACCAAGCUUGUUUUGUCGGUAAACUUGUCUAAUUAUCAGUAAUAACAAUCCCAAUAUUUUAUUUUAUAUCUAUUUCUAUUGAGAUAAUUUUCUCUACCCGCAUUCAUAUUAAGCUGUUUAAGUUAUAUUCCUGUUAAAUCUACUGUGUAUCUAUAAUUAAGGUAUCAGUCUAUACUAGUUAACUAUUGUUUUUGGAAAAAGCAAUUGUCCUGAUAUUUUGAAAUUACCUCAUUAUAUUUAUUUUGAUUGAA